GAGAUCAGCUGUGCUUCUCUGGCCUCAGCUCUGAAGUCCAACCCCUCCCAUCUGAGACACCUGGACCUGAGUGGAAACUGGGACCUGCAGGAUUCAGGAGUGAAGGAUCUGUGUGGUUUUCUGCAGAGUCCAGACUGUGGACUGGAGACUCUGAGGUUGAGGGGCUGCAGUUUGUCAGAGAUCAGCUGUGCUUCUCUGGCCUCAGCUCUGAAGUCCAACCCCUCCCAUCUGAGACACCUGGACCUGAGUGGAAACAACCUGCAGGAUUCAGGAGUGAAGGAUCUGUGUGGUUUUCUGCAGAGUCCAGACUGUGGACUGGAGACUCUGAGGUUGAGUUCCUGCAGUUUGUCAGAGAUCAGCUGUGCUUCUCUGGCCUCAGCUCUGAAGUCCAACCCCUCCCAUCUGAGAGACCUGGACCUGAGUAAAAACAACCUGCAGGAUUCAGGAGUGAAGGAUCUGUGUGGUUUUCUGCAGAGUCCAGACUGUGGACUGGAGACUCUGAGGUUGAGUUCCUGCAGGUUGUCAGAGAUCAGCUGUGCUUCUCUGGCCUCAGCUCUGAAGUCCAACCCCUCCCAUCUGAGACACCUGGACCUGAGUGAAAACAACCUGCAGGAUUCAGGAGUGAAGGAUCUGUGUGGUUUUCUGCAGAGUCCAGACUGUGGACUGGAGACU
This is a messenger RNA of Toxotes jaculatrix (banded archerfish), 672 nucleotides long. Its product is annotated as ribonuclease inhibitor-like. NCBI's taxonomy places the organism in Eukaryota, Metazoa, Chordata, Actinopteri, Toxotidae. The record is from RefSeq and is a predicted model, not a curated record. Gene Ontology annotation, molecular function: protein binding. The transcript is spliced from 4 exons. The annotation marks the transcript as partial.